This is a messenger RNA of Fonsecaea pedrosoi CBS 271.37, 2235 nucleotides long. RefSeq lists its product as uncharacterized. NCBI's taxonomy places the organism in Eukaryota, Fungi, Ascomycota, Eurotiomycetes, Chaetothyriales, Herpotrichiellaceae. Gene Ontology annotation, molecular function: transcription cis-regulatory region binding; DNA-binding transcription factor activity, RNA polymerase II-specific; zinc ion binding. Bases 1 to 2235 code for a protein of 744 amino acids. The record is from RefSeq and is a predicted model, not a curated record. Gene Ontology annotation, biological process: regulation of DNA-templated transcription. Gene Ontology annotation, cellular component: nucleus. The transcript has 5 exons.
AUGGACACACCACAGGACGGCGAUGACCCCCAAUUCAACUCGGCACCGUAUGGGCGGGCAUGUCUUCAAUGCGCGCGGGCCAAAUGCCGGUGCAUACAGCGAGGGCCGGGGUUGGAUUGCGAAAGAUGCCGUCGUCUAGGGAAACAAUGUGUGCCUGGUAACCCGCGGAGAAGACACAACGGACGCUGUCGUCCCCCUUCGAGGACUGCUCGACUAGAGAACAAGCUUGACGAGUUGGUCAAUGUGCUCCGAAAUCAGCGCCACCAUCGUCCAGGAGCCGGGAAUUUUGAUACGGCCACUUCAGAUUCCAGUCCAGCCUUUGACACAGAGGACCUCGACGCAGACCAUGAACGACGCCAUGACGCAGUCGCGCAGAGUCACACCCGGGACAGUAGGAGCAGGAACAGAAUACAUCCCCCACCCAUCUCUCAGGGUGCGGAUCGUGCCAUCCCGACCGACAAGUCAUCUUCACCCACAUUCAACUAUCCUAUCCAUCCGGUAUGCGAGUCCCAUACCACCACCCUCACGUCCAGGAGGGGCACUCAUGUCCUACCAGCCUUCUACUCGGUCACUCCAGCCGAGGCCGAGCAGUGUCUGGGCGUCUUCCGCAGCCAACAUCUCGAGUUCAUGCCCUUCGUGCACCUCCCCCCGACCGUGACCGCCAGCCAGCUCCGAGAGACACGACCCUUUCUGUGGUACAAUAUCAUGACGGUGGCGACGCCGGUCACGUCGCUCCAGCUGGCGUGGAGUGAAGCGAUCCAGAAGAAACUCGCCCAGGACAUGUUUGUGGAGAAUGAGAGGAGCGUAGACUUGUUGCUGGGCUUGCUGGUCUAUCUGUCCUGGUCACAUUUCUACAAGAAGAGAGGACCAAAUAUAUCUCUGCUCUGCUCGCUGGCCAUGUCGCUUGUCUUUGACUUGGGACUGAACAGAGCUUCGCGCGAAGGUCCUGGAGGGGACGGAAAGACCAUGGACGAAUGUCGCGCCGUGCUUGCGUGCUUCUACAUAACCAGCCAAAUCUCCUUGACCAUGAAGAGAAUCGACGGCCUAAACUGGACGCCCUACAUGGAACGGUGUCUGGAAACGCUGGCGACACAGCCCGAGUGGCAUCUCGACGGCGUCCUCGUGGCCCAAGUACGUCUGCAGCUGCUCUUGGAUGACAUCAAUCGUAACUCGUGGUCUAUGUCUGCACCAUCAUCGUCGUUGUCGCUAUUCUCGUCUUCAUCUUCUCAUACGACCGCGGCGGCGAUGGCGACGGCGACUGGACCUUCGGCAUUCUAUGUAUCUGCUAUUCUCGCGCAGAUUCGGGCUAUCGAGAAGGAAUUGACACCGGAUCUCAAGAACAAUCAUAUCCUCCUCGCCCAGCUCCGCUACACGGAGCUGAUCACGCACGAGACCACGAUCCAGCUGGCCGGACCUUUCAACACCAACAUUAACACCAAGCCCGACCACCGCCGCCAUCACGCCCGGAGAGAUCUUGUCGCGUGCCUCGGCGGGUUCUUCGACGCCCUCUUCGCCCUCCCCGCCACGGCCUACGCGGGCAUGUCCUUCCCCUUCUGGUGCCAGCUGGGCCAUUGCCUGUUGACUCUCCACGGCGUCGUGACCGUAGAAAGGGAUCUACUUUGGGAUGGGGGCGGGGACGCGGACAACCGCAUCGACCUGCUCGACAUCUGCGACCGCCUCAUCAGCAGUCUGGACGAGGUCUCCUCGCAGAGAAAACUCCUCGCAGCGUACACGAGCCACAGCACCGGCAUCGGCUACGGCGAUGGGGACGGAGAUUGUAAUUCUGGCGCUGGCCCCGGCGCCGAAGUGGACACGUUCACCCUCAGCGGCCGCAUGAUCCGGUCCAUGAAGUCGGUGUGGACGCGGGAGUUGGCGGCAAUGACGGCGGACGUAUCAUCCAGUAGUACUACCACUACCACUAGCAACGACAGUCGAGGAGGAGGAGGAGGAGGAGGAGGAGGAGGAGGUCAGAGGAAUGACAACGUCGACUGCGAGACGGAUGUACCGACGUCUACAACAACAGCAACAACAACAACAACAACAACAACAUUCGAGACACCCACUCUUGACCCCGACCACAUGGCUUCAUGGGUAGACGAUGAUGACGGUAGCAAUCUCGGACGCGCAUUCCUGACGGCAGAAGCAGAGUCGUCAUCGUCGUUCUUUAGUCCCCUGUUUAUGGACGAGUCGUGGUUUGUGGAUCGGGACAUGGCGAGUGCGUUUUCAUGGAGUUGA